UUCCUGGAAUGGUGGCUCUAUGUCUGUGAUUUGGGUGUGUGUGUGUGUGGGAGGAAAUUCGCCUGCCUUGGGGGGAAUUUUGAGUGCUCCGGUGGUGGCUGGUUGGGGGUGCUUUUUGUUUGCUUGCUUGUUUUAGCCGCUCGUGGGGGUAAGUUUGUGAAAUUCUCUGAUGGGAGUGUGAUGGGUGUGGUUAUAGGUCGGGAUCUCGGACUGGAUGGCUAAAUUUGAUCUUAUCGAAGAGAAUUUGGCAUUUCUGUUGAAGAUUUAGGUGACUGAUGUUACGAUUUUUUGGGGGUAUUUGGCCUAAAUUCGAAGAUGGUUGAGCAAAAAUGGCCCCCUUUUGUCAAAAGUUUGAGUUAUUGAACCAGUAACACGACAACGGUGCUUGGGGGAUUCUUUGCGUGUAGAUUGGAGACAGGUUUCUGAAGAUAUGGCAAGAAGUGCAAGGGCAAGGAGGCAUAUGGCUCGUCAGCUAAGAUCUACUCCAUAUCCCAUUCCUUCAUACCGCUGGAAGGCAAUGAAAGAAUCGAACAGAAAGAAAAUUCUGCCAGCUGCCCAGAAGACGGACUGGGAAGAUGCCAACUGCUCUGUAUGCAUGGAAUAUCCACAUAAUGCUGUUCUUCUCCUUUGUUCCUCACAUGAUAAAGGUUGUCGCCCUUACAUGUGUGGAACUAGCUACCGCCACUCAAAUUGCCUUGAUCAGUUCAAGAAAGCUUACACCAAGGGGGCAUUGCUUGAGGAACUUCCUGCCAACACUGUUGGCACGGACUUGGAUUCGGCACCAUUGACCACAGGUGAAAAAGAUGAGUCCAUUGAUCUUGCAUGUCCACUGUGCCGUGGUAAGGUAAAGGGAUGGACUAUAGUAGAACCAGCUCGGAGUUAUCUUAAUGGAAAAAGGAGGACAUGUAUGCAGGAUGGUUGCUCCUUUGUAGGUACCUACAAGGAACUCCGCAAUCAUGUCAAGUCAGAGCACCCUCUUGCAAAGCCAAGGGAAGUGGAUCCCAUCCUUGAGCAGAAGUGGAGAUUGCUAGAGAUUGAAAGAGAGAGGCAAGAUGCUCUCAGCACGAUAACAGCAACAAUGGGGAGGGCGAUUGUUUUUGGUGAUUAUGUGCUAGACUUGGAGGAUGAAGAUGAUUUGGAUGACGUAGAAAGUGACGGGGAUGACAAUGCCAACGGACAUGGGACAGAUAACGCUAGACGAAUGUUAUUGUUUCUAAUGCGCCAAGUCGCUCAGCAUCAUCAAAACCAAAGGCUUCAGAAUACAAGUGGAUCAUCUGGCAGUGCUGAUGACAAUUAUGCGGUGAGUGGUGGUGCAAAUGGAACCACUCCUUACCCCCUUUACCCCUUGGAAGGAGACGAUGAAGAUGAUUUGGUUAUGGGCGGAGGAGGAAACACCGGUAUGAUUAGACCAGAGAGGCGGCGCCGCCGCCGCCGUAGAAACCGCGAGAGGUUGUUCCUAGGUGCUAAUUGAGACUGACAGUGAGCUUCAUCACCAGAGAAGUACAUUGCACAAUCGGUUCUCUGGUGCAUAGCAUUCAUCAAUUUCAACCUCAAUUUACUUGUUCACGAUCAUGUACCAAGUAGGUGUCUUAACCUUUUAGCUCAUUGUUUCACUUCAAUGUAUGCAUCUCACAUUCAUUGUUGAAAAGGAAAAAUACCGCACUCAUCUGUGCGGUUUGUGUAGCC
Molecule: messenger RNA, 1686 nt
Organism: Oryza brachyantha (malo sina)
Lineage: Eukaryota; Viridiplantae; Streptophyta; Magnoliopsida; Poales; Poaceae
Exons: 2
Coding region: 431-1471 (346 amino acids)
Source: RefSeq, a predicted model, not a curated record